AUGACAUUGGCCGUGUCAACCUCUGUACUUUCUCCCUUAGGUGAUCGUUUUAGGAUGCUAAAGGCCAAAGAAGCCGAUCUUAUUGUACAUAACAAGGAUUUAUAUGGAGAUAAGGAACAUUUAUCACAGCAAGAGUAUAUACGAGGAAUUAGCAUGUGGAACUUUAACUUGGAGGAUUUAAAGAAUCAAGCUGCACUUAUCAAUGAAUUGGAUGAAAUUUCAAAUGUAGAAGACCCGAAAGCUACAGAGCAACAAAACGGGGUCAAUGGUGUUACAUUACCAUCAGAAACGUUGGGAUGUUUUAAUGUAUGUGAAGAUGACGUGGCGACUGUUAGCCCAACUGGACAAGAUGAGAAUCCAUUAAGCCUUGUAAUGGCUCCUUUUCAGUCUUCACAGUUAUCAGGUCUGUUGUUAGUUACAUGA
This is a messenger RNA of Lactuca virosa, 423 nucleotides long. The record is from the annotation of a GenBank genome assembly. Lineage: Eukaryota; Viridiplantae; Streptophyta; Magnoliopsida; Asterales; Asteraceae.